AGGUAUGGAAGCAUGGUUUCUGAUUGUCACGGGGAUGGCAAAUCCCUGAAGCAGCUAAAAUGUGCCAUGUCCUCCGUCCUAAAGAUCUGGCUUGAAUUCUAUUCCACUGAUUUCCACGAGCCUCCGGAAUUUCAUUCCUUGAAGUUUCUGUCGGCCUACAUACAUGUCAGUAUGCCGGGUUCAGAGGUGGAGCGCAAGGCUGAUCUUCUUCUGGUGCAGCUGGAGAAGCUGGAGCACCUGGAGCCUAGUGAGGCGGAGACUGAGGGUGAGGAGGAAGAGG
Galeopterus variegatus (Sunda flying lemur) is the source of this 280-nucleotide messenger RNA. RefSeq names its product ral guanine nucleotide dissociation stimulator-like. The record is from RefSeq and is a predicted model, not a curated record. The annotation marks the transcript as partial. Lineage: Eukaryota; Metazoa; Chordata; Mammalia; Dermoptera; Cynocephalidae. The transcript has 2 exons.